AAUUAAAAAAAAAAAAGAAAAGAAAAGAAAGAAGCAAGCAGUCGUCGGAUCUGAGAUAGGAUUUUUUAAGAAUUCUUAUCUGAUUUGAUUUCUGUUCAAGGUGUGAUUUUUGUUUCGAAGAAGAAAGUCGGGGUUUUGGGUUUUUUUUGUGGCUUUCUUUUUCCAUUUUGGCUUCUUUAUUAUAUACUUUUGUGGGUGCUAAGUUGAAUAAUUUAAUUUAAUGCUGCAAAUCUGACACCAUGAGGAAGAAGCUCGAUACCCGUUUCCCAGCUGUUCGAAUUAAGAAGAUAAUGCAAGCUGAUGAGGAUGUUGGGAAGAUAGCAUUAGCAGUGCCUGUUUUAGUUUCUAAAGCAUUGGAAUUAUUUUUGCAAGACCUCUGUGAUCGCACAUAUGAGAUAACUCUUCAGAGAGGAGCAAAGACUAUGAGUGCAUUGCAUUUAAAACAUUGCGUACAGAGCUAUAAUGUGUUUGAUUUUCUGAGGGACAUUGUCAGCAGGGUUCCUGAUUAUGGUCAUGGUCAUUCUGAUGCUGCUGCUGGAGAUGAAUGCCAUGACAGUGAUGAGGAGUCAAAGAGGACUAGAAUGCAUGACUUGGGCCAUGCAGGUACCAGUGGAAGAGGGAGAGGACGAGGGAGAGGGAGAGGAAGAGGCCGUGGGAGAACCCCUAGAAAUGUGGAAAGGGACUCUCAUCGUGAAGCAGAACCAGAGCCCUCCACUGCUCUUCAGCAAAUUAGCAAUAAUGCAAACCCUGAAGCAAUGAUGGAUGAUGGUUCUGAGUCAAAGGAAUUGGGGAAAGAGAACAUCGCUGCAAGUGAGGAUGCCAAUCAAGCUGUUCGAAAAUUUGAUCUAAAUGCAGAGGUAGAUGAAAAUGCAGAUGCAAAGGCCACAGCAAGUACUGCAGCAGCACCUGCACCAACGCCAGCUCAUAUCUCAUCAGCUGAGCCUGCUGUGGAGACUAAGCAUGAAGAAUACCCAGGUUGGUCAAUUUCAGAGAUGGACAAGAUGGCAAUUGACCCUCUCCAACUGACACAGAUGAGUAGAAGGUUAGAUGAGGAAGAGGAAGAUUAUGAUGACGAGGGUUAACUUGUGGGAACGAUUUCUAGAAAAAAUUAGUGUCAGUUUAGCACCCAAAGUAGCGAUGAUGCCAUUGGAGAAUGGAAGUGUAACCCAUGUAGGUCUUGGGAAGUAGUCAUAUAUUAUGUCUUUUGCUCUUUCUGUCUAUUGCGCCAUUUCUCCUUUGUCAACUUAUCUCUUGUUAUAGCAUUAGCCACUGCUAACAGCCUCCAGAAGUGUUAGCUGCUUUUCACAAUUAAAGAAGGCCUUUUUGUGAACUUCUCGUUAGUCCAAGGCAAGGAUAUGGUAUUCUUCUGGGAACAAAACUGCCCUCAUAGAGGCUUAGACAUCAUUUUAUGGUUUAUUUGGACAGUCCAUUAGCAGUAUGGCUUAUUUCAUGUAAUGCUGCCAUUAGAUUGCAUAAAACUAAAUGGUAUCCUCCGCCAUUUUCCAUAGUCCCUGAACUUUAGACAAUGCGCAGCACUACUGUUUCGUGUAAACAACUACCCUCCAAAAGGAAGGAGUGAUUUCAUCAUGCCAUCUUUCAUCCAUUGGAUAUUUGAACUCUCCGGACUAUCUUUCAUCGAGUAGGUGUAACAGUUUUUGUAUCCUAUCAUGCGUUUCAAAUCAAGUCUUUUUCAAGCUGCAUUUUUUUUUCUAGGCAGCUCCUAUGCAUUAAUAUUAAAUGCUUGCCUGUUUAGGAUAUUAACGAUAUUUGAUCAGCAACCUCAAUUGAGUCCUCAUAA
Molecule: messenger RNA, 1798 nt
Organism: Rubroshorea leprosula
Lineage: Eukaryota; Viridiplantae; Streptophyta; Magnoliopsida; Malvales; Dipterocarpaceae
Source: the annotation of a GenBank genome assembly